AUGGGAGUGGCGGCUAGCAAAGAUAAUGACGAUCUAACUGACAACUUGGUGAAACAUGGACAAAUUGUUUCAAAAGAAGUAGAAUUGGUUUUCAGACUUGUGGACAGGGGACGUUUCUUCCCCUCCGAUUACAUAGAUGAAGCAUAUCGCGAUAAUCCAUUUAAGGUUCCUGCUGAGGCCACUGGAGAAUGGACUCCCGGAAAACUGCACAUAUCUGCUCCAAGCAUGUAUGCCACUGUUCUGGAAAAACUUGACCUGAAACCAGGACACGCGUUUCUGAACGUCGGAUCCGGCACCGGCUGGCUGAGUACAGCUGCAGGAUUCUUAAUUGGUGGCUCUGGAAUCAACCAUGGAGUCGAAAUUCACGAAAACCUUAUCAAGUUUGCUGAAGAGAAACUCGCGGAGACUAUUGGACGUCCUGAGGUGUGCGCAUUCCCUUGGGCAAAACCUGCAUUCUUCCACGGCAAUGGCCUGGCUCAAGAAUUAGCACAAGCGACGCACUUGUACGAUCGUGUUUACUGCGGUGCUGCAGUAUCAGAUGAAAACACUGUUAAUCGUCUUAUUAAACUAUUAGAAAUUGGCGGCAAGCUCAUUGUUCCAAUUAGGAAUAGCCUGAUGGCUUAUACGCGUACUGCUGAAAGCACUUUUACAUCCCAAGUUCUUAUGGCUUGCCAGUUCGCCGAUCUACUGCCACCUAAGGAAGAUGAUCGUCGUGAUUGUCUCCCGUGCUUCGUGCGGCCUCCCUCCUUGGCUGACUUAUGCAGAGAUGUGAUACGAGCAACUCUCCGGAAAAAUGUUUUAAAGGAGUGUCCAGUUUUUAUGCGCAGUAUUGUCGACGACUCGAAUCCCCCAGGGCCUGAUGAUCCCUCUCCUCAAGUCGAUGCUGAAGGUGAAAUAGGCGACGGGCAGAAUCAGGAGGAAGUCAAUAUUAUUCGUCAUCCAAUACGCGUUGAACUGUUUCGAAAUCUCGGAGCAGCUCGAAUCCGUCUCGAAGCGCACGAUCGAACGAGACGUGAGCAGAGGGGCCGUGAUGUUCUGAUGCGCGAUAUAGUAACUGUUCAACUACAAGAUGGAGAGCGAGGAAAUGGAGCAGGUCACGGUGAUACCGAUCGUGAUUUUGACUUCGGCGCUGGAAUGUUCGUUUUUGCAGAUGAAGGACCACCAUCGGACGAUGAGGAACUUGACGACGACGAUAGAAUGGGCCUACACUGGUUAAACGCUAUACUCGGCUUUGAACGUGAUGCUCGAGGUCGUCGUGAUCGUGAACGUGAAGACAAUCAUGAAAGAUCAGCGUCACCAAGUGACGACUCCUCAAGUGAUACUUCCGCUGAUGAUAGGGCAGGUGAUGGUGCUGACGAACACUCGGUCGAUGCACCGUCUUCUGAGGUAUCUGAGGAAAAGAAUAACGGCUGUAGUGAAGCGAACGGCUCCAAUCGCACCGAUGAAGGUAACUCUUCGAAUGAAGUCACUUCAAUGUCAGCUGAGUCUGUAGCUCCGAAAGUCGAAGGCGUCCAGCCACCUUCAGAAGAAUCAACGGAAGAUGGUGGUCAUGGUGAAGAGCAAAGAGAGCCAGAGACUGAGGCUAAUGGUGAGGAAGAGGCGAGCAACGAGGAUCGCAACUGGGAGAGUUUCCCACGCGACGUUAUGGAUCUACGGGAAUUCCUAGCGUCAAAUCGUAACCGCGGCAGUUACCCACGCUCAGAAUUUUAUCUAGGAACCGAUCGAAACAAUGGGAAUAACAAUGACGCUGGUGGGUCGAAUCCGACACGAAGACCUCGUCCUUCAAUGUCACGACGAAGCGCUAAAAGAGCGCGCAUAGCAGACGGCGAUAACAAUGAAGAUGAGGUAGAAAAAUUGGCUGAAGAAGAACGCGACAAACAACAUGCGUCUCUGAAAAGUUUCGGUGAAGCAUUCAACGAGGCUAUGUGGAAGCUCCCACUGCCGAAGCACUUGAUUAAAUACAUUGCACUGCACUCAAUUGCUCCAAUGUUUGCUACUGAUCAGACAUCAAGAUGGAGGUAA
Molecule: messenger RNA, 2022 nt
Organism: Ostertagia ostertagi
Lineage: Eukaryota; Metazoa; Nematoda; Chromadorea; Rhabditida; Trichostrongylidae
Source: the annotation of a GenBank genome assembly